GGUUAAACAAAAUCAAGACGAUUCCCUGAGCUUCUCCACAUUUACAUGCUCAGCGCAUCCUAAUCAACAGCUCUCGAAAACAGAAUGCAAAAAGCUACUAGGAUAACAUCAUCUGUAUUCUAAUUAUUCUUAUUGUAUUAGUACUAGCCUAAUACCACAAUGAAUUUGUAAUAUGCUAUUAUUAGGCUAUACAUGAUAACAGUUAGAACUAAUCUAAACUUUUGAGAAAGACUACGACCCGUUUCUUAUUGCGCCGAUUUAAAUUAAUCAAUAGCAUCUGUAUUGAUUGUCAGGGUGGUCGUUCACAACGUGCAGGCUUGAUAGCCCACAGACACACCUAUUCGGGGGUUGCUAUCAUCCACAGGCGUUCGGUCUGUUGCCUUCUGUUGUGGCUGUCAAUAUGACAGUUCAGUUCACAUGAUAUCCUAUGGACUCGUGUGACCGUUUUAAAAGUGUAAAGCUAUGCAUGGUGAAGGAAUGAGUUGACUCCUUAACAGAUCAUGCAACCGGGAUCAGAUAUGUUUCAUUCCUCGACUCAUCCUUUCUACCAGGCUCAUUGAUAACACUUGUCUCAUUUGUUAUCAAAUAAGAUCUGUUGCACAGCUGAGUUAUGAGGUGUGGACGCGCGGUUAGUAAUCUGAAUGGACUCAAGUGAGUAUAAUGUUAAAUUAGUACCAGAGGUGUGUAAAAAGGUGGGUAGACGCUCCUCCGAGUGUUUUUCAGCACCAAGGACAGUUACUCAUGCGCGCCGCAGCUGCGAGGCGCGAAAACUUCAUUCACUCUCAUCCCUUGUCCUUCCUUCCUCCAUCAUCAGUAUCCACGAAUUGUUUAUUCGGCACGAUAACACGAUAUUUAUUGAAAGUAUCACCAAGGAUAUGAAGUGCCUGACCUAAUCUGUGUAACCUGUCGGAUUUGGAAUCGUUCAGAAGAGAGAUUCAUUGGACAGUUACCGCUCGGUCUCUGGCUCCUGUCUCCUGUGCCACAUCUCACCACCCAACUACCUUACUCUGGAUUUUACUCACCACCACUACCUUGGAUUCCCCUCAGGACCUGUUUACCCUGAUUACCCUCAGGACCUGUUUACUCAGCCAACUCCAACUUCAGUCUCCACAUCUGUUUUUUUUUUGCAACUCACCCGAGCUUCCCCGGAUCUGCACUCCAUAGCUCCCUGUGUAACAAUAAAUAUUUUGGUUCAUUCAUCCCUGUUUCCUCAUCUGAGUCUGCUCUUGGAUUCCUCUGUGUCGCUCCGCUUAGUCUUGAGCAUUUGGCCAUAAAUUCUUAUCCACAUCAGUGAAUGUCCUCAUUGAUCAUGCACCUUAAGAAAAACCUUUUGGCAUGGCAAAUCCAAGCUUGACAUUGGUUUACAUUGAUUUCGUCAGAUGCCUCAUCCGUGGCCAGAAAGAGGGUGGCUUGCUCAUGGGGAUGGUGAUCGUACGCCUUCCACCUCCAUGCUGAAGAAAAAUCCUCAAUAGGAUUGAGGAAAGGAGAGUAUGGGGGCAGGUAUAUGGUCACAAAUCGGAGAUGGGCCCGAAACCAUGCCUGAACCACCUCUGCGUGGUGGAACCUGAGAUUGACCCACAUAAUGACAUAGGUGACCCCUUCACCUUGACAGGCCUACUAAAUUUAAUUGAGAAACACAAUGGGGUGUGCAGCAUUGUAGGAUCCAAGUAAUGGCCUACGUCCUGCCACACCAUCUUCAGAGAUUGCUGUGCACAUGGAGAUGUUUCCCCCACGUUAUCCAGGCACUUGGAUUGUCUCCCGAAGAGGUUUCGCCCAUGCCACCACGUUUUGGCCAGGUUGAAGCCCACUUCAUCAACAAAGAUAUACUUGUGAUGGUUCACAGCAUCAAGCACCAUCACCCUCUAAAAAAAUAUUUUACUUUUUAUUUUUACUGUAUAGUUACAAUAUGAUAUUGUGAAUCAAAUAGUAUCAGUAAUACUGUAUAUAAUGCUGUACCUGAACAUACUCGGCCCGCAGUUGUUUCAACCGGUCGUUUCCCUCAAAAGGCACCAGGCUGUAAUCUCCAGAACUUUGAAGACAAUGCCAUUGAUGCAGUAGAUAGCCUCAGACAGGACAAAAAAUCUAGCGCUUUGAGAUCUGGUGCCACCGUGCCACGCUUCUCUGUGCCUAGCUAGCGUACUGUACCCUCCCCAGCUCCAGAGACAGAGGAAACCAGAAGAAGAGAAGCACCAGACAGCAGUGAUCUGACUCACACAGGGCCCAGGGACAUGUCAUCGGGGAGGUCCCCUUGGUUGGGGCUGCGCCCCCUGCCCCGACCGCUCCACCUCUCCCACCUCUGCCUACUGUGUGUGUGUGUGUACCUCCUGGCCCAGGCCCCACUGGGUCUCUCCAUGGCAGGUUUCAACACGGACACCAAGAGAGAGAUCACAGUGGACGGAGACCUGAUCAUAGGGGGACUGUUCCCUGUGCACCAGAAGGGCGAGGGGCCUGAGGACUGUGGGAAGAUCAACGCUCAGAGAGGGAUUCAGAGACUGGAGGCCAUGUUGUUAGCCCUGGACGAGAUUAACAAGGACGAGCACCUGCUGCCGGGGAUACGGCUGGGAGCCCACAUCCUGGACACCUGCUCUAAGGACACUUACGCACUGGAACAGAGCCUGGAGUUUGUCCGUGCCUCCCUCACCAAGGUGGACGACAGUGAGUACACCUGCCCUGAUGGCUCCUACGCCAUCCAUGACGACGUCCCUCUGGCCAUCUCUGGGGUGAUAGGAGGCUCCUACAGCGACGUCUCCAUACAGGUGGCCAACCUCCUUCGUCUCUUCCAGAUCCCUCAGAUCAGCUACGCAUCCACCAGCGCCAAGCUCAGCGACAAGAGCCGCUAUGACUACUUUGCCCGCACGGUACCCCCUGACUUCUAUCAGGCCAAGGCCAUGGCAGAGAUCCUGCGCUUCUUCAACUGGACCUAUGUGUCAACCGUGGCAUCGGAGGGCGACUACGGCGAGACGGGCAUCGACGCCUUCCAGCAGGAGGCCCGCGCCCGCCAGAUCUGUAUCGCCACCUCAGCCAAGGUCAGCCGGUCGAUGAACCGCUACAGCUAUGACCAGGUGAUCCAUUCGCUGCGGCAGAAGUCCAAUGCCAAGGUGGUCAUUCUCUUCACACGCAGCGAGGACGCCCGGGAGCUGCUGGUGGCUGCCAACCGAUUGAACGCGUCCUUCACCUGGGUGGCCAGCGAUGGCUGGGGGGCGCAGGAGAUUGUGGUGAGGGGCAGCGAGGCUGUGGCGGACGGGGCCUUCACCAUCGAGCUGGCCUCCUACCCCAUCCCCCAGUUUGCUGAGUACUUCACUGGCCUGAAUCCCUACAACAACACACGUAACCCCUGGUUCAGGGAGUUCUGGGAGAAUAGAUUCCAAUGUAGCCUCCAUGACCUGGGCUGUGGGAAGCACUCUCUGCGGGACGGCCUGUUUGAGCAGGAGUCCAAGAUCAUGUUUGUGGUGAACGCUGUCUAUGCCAUGGCCCAUGCCCUGCACAACAUGAGGCAGUCGCUGUGCCCCAACUCCACCACCAAGAUCUGUGAUGCUCUGAAGCCAGGCAAUGGCAAGAGGUUCUACAGGGAGUAUAUCCUGAAGACCAAGUUUGACGCUCCAUUCCGUCCAGCAGACACAGAGAACAUGGUGAGGUUCGAUAUCUUUGGAGACAGCUUAGGCCGCUACAACAUUUUUCACUACCACAAAGAAGACGGACGCUACGUCUACCGUAAGGUGGGCUACUGGGCCCAGAAUCUGACCCUUAACACCAGCCAGAUCCCCUGGGAAGGCCCUGCCGCACCCACCUCCCAAUGCAGUGACCCCUGCAGGAAGAACGAGGUGAAGAGCAUGCAGCCUGGAGAUGUGUGCUGCUGGAUCUGCAUCCCCUGCCAGCCUUACCAGUACUUGAAGGAUGAGUUCACCUGCGCCGACUGCAAGUUUAGCGAAUGGCCCCUGGCCAACCUGACAGGCUGCUACAACCUGCCUGAGGAGUACAUCCGCUGGGAGGACGCCUGGGCUAUAGGCCCUGUUACCAUCUCCUGCCUGGGCAUGAUGUGUACACUCUUCAUCAUCGGCCUCUUCCUCAAGCACAACGACACCCCUGUGGUGAAGGCCAGCGGGCGGGAAGUGUCCUACAUCCUCCUGCUGGGUGUUCUGAUGUGCUACAGCAUGACCUUCAUCUAUAUCUCCAAGCCCUCCAUGGCUGUGUGUACCCUACGUCGACUAGGCCUGGGCACCUCCUUCGCUGUGUGCUACUCUGCGCUUCUCACCAAGACCAACCGCAUCGCACGCAUCUUCAGCGGGGUGAAGGACGGAGCCCAGCGGCCGAGGUUCAUCAGCCCUGCCUCCCAGGUGGCCAUCUGCGGGGGUCUGAUCUCCUGCCAGCUGGUGGUGGUGGUGGUCUGGCUCCUGGUAGAGGCCCCGGGGGUCAGGAAGGAAGUGAACCCCGAGAGGAGGGACAUAGUCACCCUCAAGUGCAAUAGCAAGGACUCCAGUAUGCUCAUGUCCCUCAGCUACAACUGCAUCCUCAUCAUCCUCUGCACUGUCUACGCCUUUAAGACCAGGAAGUGCCCCGAGAACUUCAACGAGGCCAAGUUCAUUGGGUUCACCAUGUACACCACCUGUAUCAUCUGGCUGGCCUUCCAGCCCAUCUUCUAUGUCACGGCCAGCGACUACAGGGUGCAGACCACCACCAUGUGUAUCUCUGUCAGUCUGAGUGGCUCGGUGGUGCUGGGCUGCCUCUUUGCCCCUAAGACCCACAUCAUCCUGUUCCAGCCCCAGAAGAACGUCACCUCUCUCAGGGUGGCCACUACCCGCUUCAGCGUCACCACCGGCCCCGGAUCCAGCUUCUCUCAAGCUUCAGCCUCCAAUAUUGUGCCAACGGUGUGUAACGGGCGAGAAGUGGUGGACUCCACGACUUCCUCCUUGUGAAGACUGACUGACUGAGCCUCACGUUCCUCUGCUGACAAACAUUGUAUACAGAGUUCUAUAACCACUAGUCCAGAAUCAGCUGUUUCAGAUAUUAAAGAGGUCACACAGAAGAUUGUCCUGAUUUUGUUGUUCUCUAAGUGCUGUGAGUACAAUGUCCCGAUUCUGUUUUCAUUCUAUGACUAGUAGCGAUUUUAAAAAGAGAUGCCAAUAAAGAUUCCGUAUCAUAGCCCUUCUUUUUAUUGAAGAUUUACUUGAGACAUGGAGUAAAUUAUGGUAAAUCUGUUAAAUGUAAUAUAUACAAGAUGUUUUUAAUGUAGAUUUUGGUGAACCGGUUUGUGCUUUCUUGUAAUUUAUGUAAAUAAAAUGUGUAUUUUAUUCAUAUGAAAACUA
Molecule: messenger RNA, 5303 nt
Organism: Salvelinus fontinalis (brook trout)
Lineage: Eukaryota; Metazoa; Chordata; Actinopteri; Salmoniformes; Salmonidae
Product: metabotropic glutamate receptor 2-like
Exons: 8
Coding region: 2229-4913 (894 amino acids)
Biological process (GO): regulation of synaptic transmission, glutamatergic; G protein-coupled glutamate receptor signaling pathway
Cellular component (GO): membrane
Molecular function (GO): group II metabotropic glutamate receptor activity
Source: RefSeq, a predicted model, not a curated record